UUUUUUCAGAAUUUCUGAAAAAAAUCAGAAUUUUUUUCAGAAUUUUUUUCCAGAAAUGAAUACCCAACGGCAUGUUGCCGGUUCCUCGACUUCUACCACAACUAGAAAAGGUUCUGGAACUCAAAAACUUUCUGGAUCAACAAGUGGGAAUGCUUGGGCUUCACAAACUGAGAAAAAUGAAAAUAUUAAAAUUGAACUAAACGACUUGACAAACAAAAAUUUAAACGAAGAAAAUGAUAGAAUUGAUAGUUUACAUGUUCACACAAAUCUUAUUUUGAGGUUUAUAGAGAAUUCUAGGCUAUGUAGAUGCUCAAAAAGGAAUCAAUUAGCAAUUCUUGCAAAUCUGGGCUUUCUUAUUGUUUUUGGAAUUCGUUGUAAUUUUGGAGCAGCUAAAAAUCACAUGUCUAGAGAUUUUUAUGAUCCUUGGGGCAAAAAACACAAGCACUCUUUUAAUUGGACUAGUGCUGAAUUAGGAGUGAUGGAAUCUUCCUUCUUUUAUGGAUAUUUAAUUACUCAAAUACCUGCUGGAUUUUUGGUUAGGUUUUUUUGAUUAUUGAACUCUUUUCACAAUUAUUUUUCAUCUCUUACACCCCCCUCCCACAUAUCCCGACCUCUUAUCCCCAUGUCCUAAUCCUUCCCCACGUAUCCCUCUCUUAUCACAUAUCCCAACCUUCCUACAUAUCCCCAACCUCUUAUCCACACAUUCCAUAUAUCCCCAACCUCUUCCCCAUAUAUCCCGACUUUCCCACUAUCACAUUCUUCCCAGAUAUUAGGGUUGUCGGAUCCGGAUCCGAAAAAGGCUGGAUAUCCGAAAAUUUUCGGUUCUGGUAUCCGAGGAUUUCCAACUAUCCGACAACCCUACCAUAUAUUCCAAUUUUCCCACAUAUCCCGACCUCUUCCCCCUCUUUCCCAUAUAUCCCGACCUCACCCUACCUCUUAUCACAUAUCCCACCCGUCCCUCAUACCCACGAUUUCCCUCAUAUCCCAAUCCCUUAGUUAUCCUUCUGUCAACAUGGAUAGGAAAUAGAACAAAAAAAUUUUUCUU
This is a messenger RNA of Meloidogyne enterolobii, 1045 nucleotides long. NCBI's taxonomy places the organism in Eukaryota, Metazoa, Nematoda, Chromadorea, Rhabditida, Meloidogynidae. The record is from the annotation of a GenBank genome assembly.